UUUGGUCUGCUAGAAGUUCUGACCUCUCGCGGUCUUUGACUGUGGUGGAGUCCAAAGACCUCCCCUGACCCCACCAUGGCACGGCGGCACAGCCGAACGGCUCGGCCUGAAAAAGGGGGGGCACCGGGCAUCGCCGCGGAGUGGAACGGCCCGCGGGCAAGGAGUGGACCCAAGUGGUUCCGAGUCUCCACAGGUCGCCCUCGGACGGUGUAGGACGGUGCUCCACAGCUCUCCCAGCUCGCUGGCGCGUAGUCCCACGUGGGGCCGGACAAACCGGACGUGUCCACGCGUGGGGGCGCGAAAAGCGGGUUUUGGGGAGGUUGUCGUUUUUUUUCUGGUGAAGUUUGGAGCUGUGAAGGAAGUUCCUUUCGGUUUCGAAAGGGAUGGGACCUGUUCUCCGAAGGGGUGGGACGACCGGCAGUGAGAGACUUGGAUCUUUCAGAGACUUGCGGGGUAUUCUAAGCGCGUGAUACUAAUUCAUAUUAUAUCAUUCCCAGAGGGAUGGAAAAGACAUGAAAUUAUGACCUACGCUGCAUCUCUUUUCAUCUUCCCCUUGGAAACCUACAUCAUUCCAUGCCAUCAGCUUUUGGGCUCAGCUUCCCGCCUGUCUGCGCGCUGACAGACAGCGCUCGCUCCGCUCGACGAACGCCAUGGGCGCGGGAGGCUCGAUCCCAAUUUCCCCGGCGGGGGGAAAGAUCGUGGAACCCUCUGAGGAGGAGAUCAAAGAGAUGGCCAAGAACAUUCCUCCGGAGAUGUUGGAGGUCCUGAAGAAAGUGGUCGCUGCCAAGGAGGCUGGAGGGGGCCCUCCAGCUUCAAGCGGGAAGAUGUGGACGCCCAUCAAAAGCUUGGGCAACUCCAAGGAGGCCACCGACAUGAAGCGGGCGAUGUUCAUGUGGGAUGAGGAGACUGCGAAGGAGGCGCUGGGCCAGCUCUUUGAGGGCAAGAAGGAGAUGCCGCAGAUGAAUGGCGCGACCCUCGUGAUGGAGGAGGUGAAAUGGGCCAACGAGGAGGAGGCCAAGAAGUUUGGGAACGCUUUGAAGAGUUGCGCCACCGCUUGGAUGUGGGAGCAAAAGGACGCUGACGUGCCCUUCGAUCCCACGACCUCCGUGGAGAAGAAGGAGGACAAGGAGAUGCUGUUGAAGCACUGUGUUUACCUGUGGGAUGAGAAAACGAUGGACGCAUUUCUGGAGAAGCUUGGGGUGAAGAAGGUGGGAAAGCCGGGCAAGGUCCUAAUGGACAACUCGGACCGUUUGGAGGUGUUGGAUAUGGAUGACUCGGACAAGGUCCUCGAGAAGUUGCAGGCGGAGGGCGUUCUGUUCUUCAAGGAGGUCGUCAAGUUUGCCAGCAAACCUGAGUGAGGAAGACUGUGCGUUGCGGCUGAAGCUGCGGAAUGCAGCUCUGUGCGGUCGAGGGGUCUCUGAAGCUGAGCAAAAAAGCAAUUGUGCCUCUCGGACGGG
Molecule: messenger RNA, 1457 nt
Organism: Durusdinium trenchii
Lineage: Eukaryota; Dinophyceae; Suessiales; Symbiodiniaceae
Source: the annotation of a GenBank genome assembly